Scheffersomyces stipitis CBS 6054 is the source of this 2808-nucleotide messenger RNA. It is a transcript of the gene PWP2, whose product is annotated as snoRNA-binding rRNA-processing protein. The transcript has a single exon. The record is from RefSeq and is a predicted model, not a curated record. Gene Ontology annotation, molecular function: protein binding. The coding region runs from base 1 to 2808 and encodes 935 amino acids. NCBI's taxonomy places the organism in Eukaryota, Fungi, Ascomycota, Pichiomycetes, Serinales, Debaryomycetaceae. Gene Ontology annotation, biological process: maturation of SSU-rRNA from tricistronic rRNA transcript (SSU-rRNA, 5.8S rRNA, LSU-rRNA); ribosomal small subunit assembly. Gene Ontology annotation, cellular component: small-subunit processome; Pwp2p-containing subcomplex of 90S preribosome.
AUGAAGUCCGAUUUUAGGUUCUCUAAUCUCCUCGGAACAGUUUACAGACAGGGUAAUCUUGUUUUCACCGACGAUGGAACAAAGCUCUUGUCCCCAGUAGGAAAUAGAAUGUCUUGUUUUGAUCUCAUUCAUAAUAGAUCCUUCACUUUCAACUACGAGCACCGUAAAAACAUAGCGAGAAUCGCCUUAAACAAGCAAGGAACUCUUUUAUUAUCGGUGGAUGAAGAUGGCCGUGCCAUUCUAGUCAAUUUUAUCCUGAGGACGGUAUUGCAUCACUUCAACUUCAAGGAAAGAGUGCUUGAUUUGCAGUUCAGCCCAGAUGGUCAUUACUUCGCCAUUGCUUGUAAUAGAUUUAUUCAAGUAUGGAAAACGCCUGAUUUUACCGAAGACAGACAGUUUGCUCCAUUUGUCCGCCAUCGUAUCUAUGCUGGCCAUUACAGUGAUGUCACUUCUGUUACUUGGUCCAGCGACUCUCGUUUUUUCAUCAGUACUUCAAAGGAUAUGACUUCCAGAAUUUUUUCGCUACAGUCUCUGGAAAACGAUGUGGCAAUGACAUUGGCCGGUCACAGAGACUACGUAGUAAAGGCAUUCUUCAACAAGAGUCAGGAAAUCAUAUAUACAAUAAGUAAGGAUGGUGCUUUGUUCACUUGGGAAUACACAGAAAAACCGGGUGACGACGGAAGUGAGGAAGAUAGUGAAGAUGAAGAACAAGAGGACACACAGACAAACAAUAAGCCAAUGAGCUGGAGAAUUACGGCUAAGAACUUCUUUCAUUCUGACGCCAAAGUCAAAUGUGCAACCUUCCACGCUGACUCUAACUUGUUAGUGGUUGGUUUCUACAACGGAGAGUUUAGAUUAUACGAAUUGCCUGAUUUUAAUCUUGUACAGCAAUUGAGCAUGGGUCAGAAUGCCGUUGAUACAGUCAAUAUCAACAAGAGUGGUGAAUGGCUUUCAUUUGGUUCGGCUAAAUUGGGUCAAUUGUUAGUAUAUGAAUGGCAAUCCGAAUCCUACAUUUUGAAGCAACAGGGCCAUUUUGAUUCAAUGAAUGCACUUUGCUAUUCUCCUGAUGGAUCCAGAGUCGUGACCGCUUCAGAUGAUGGUAAGAUUAAGAUUUGGGAUGUGAUAUCUGGUUUCUGUCUUAUGACAUUUACAGAACACACAUCAUCAGUCACCGAUGUCAAGUUUGCAAAGAAGGGACAAGUUUUAUUCUCUUCGUCUUUGGAUGGUACCGUUAGAGCUUGGGACUUGAUCAGAUUCAGAAAUUUCAGAACCUUCACCGCCACGGAACGUAUUCAAUUCAACUCUUUGGCUGUUGAUCCUAGCGGUGAAGUGGUCGUAGCUGGAUCUCAAGACACUUUUGAAAUCUAUGUUUGGUCUGUUCAAACCGCUCAAUUGCUUGAAUCUUUGACUGGCCAUGAGGGUCCAAUUUCUUGUUUGACUUUCGGUCAAGAAAACUCGGUUUUGGCAUCAGCUUCCUGGGAUAAGACUAUUCGUAUUUGGAACAUUUUUGGUCGUAGUCAGCAAGUUGAACCAAUUGAAAUUGAGAGCGAUGUUCUUUGUUUGGCAAUGAGACCAGAUUGCAAAGAAUUGUCUGUUUCCACUUUGGACGGUCACAUUGCUGUUUACGAUGUAGAAGAUGCGAACCAGUUGCAUUUAAUAGAUGGGAAGAGAGAUAUCAUUGGUGGUAGAUAUUUGGAAGAUAGAUUCACUGCCAAGAAUGCUGCUCGAUCUAAAUAUUUCACAACUAUCAACUAUUCCUUUGAUGGAUUGACCUUGGUUGCUGGUGGUAAUAACAACUCAAUUUGCAUGUACGAUGUCAGUAAUGAGGUGUUGUUGAAGAGAUUUACCGUUUCGCAGAACAUGACUCUUAAUGGUACUCAGCAAGUCUUGAACAGUAGCAAAAUUACAGAUGGUGGAAUAUCCCUCGACUUAAUUGAUAGGGCCGGUGAAAACUCCGAUGUUGAAGAUAGAUUGGAUAAUUCUUUGCCAGGGUCUCAUCGAGGAGACCCAAGUGUCAGAUCAUACCGUUCCGAAAUUCGCGUGAACGCCAUUCAGUUUUCACCGACUUCUUCUGCUUUCGCAGCUGCAUCUACUGAAGGAUUGCUAAUCUAUUCUAUUGAUAGCACGGUGAUUUUUGAUCCAUUCGAUUUAGAUGUGGACAUUACACCAGAGGCUACACUAGAGACUUUGGCUGAUCAGGAUUUCCUCACGUCUCUUGUUAUGGCCUUCAGAUUGAACGAAGAGUACUUGAUACAGAAAGUUUAUGAAGCUAUCCCAUUACAAGAUAUCAAGUUGGUUUCUAGCGAUUUGCCAAUUGUCUAUGUUAAUAGAAUGCUUGCUUUCAUUGGAAACACAUUAAUAAAAUACGAGAAUCAGCACUUUGAGUACAAUUUACUUUGGAUCAGGCUGAUCUUGUCUGCUCACGGAAAAUAUAUAAAUGCACACAAGCACGAAUUUGUUAGCAGCUUGAAGUUGAUUCAAAGAUUCUUGGCUAAGGUUGGUAAGGAAGUGGUAGCAGUUGGAAAAAAGAAUGGCUACUUUUUGGAAUAUUUACAAGUUUCGAAGGACUUGAACAAUCAAGUACAAGAGGAGGAGGGCGAAAGAAUAGAUGAAGACGAAGAAAAUGAACUGGAUAAUGAAGCCAUAAUUGAAGAUGAAGACAAUGAAGAAGAAUCUGAAUGGUUUGGCCCUGGUGGAGAAAAAUCUACUAAGAGAAUUGAGUAUGGUUCUGAACUGGGCGAUAGUUCCGCUGAGGAAGAGGAAGGCGACGAUGAAGAUGAUGACUCUGAUGACAACAUCGAGGUCUAA